Dromiciops gliroides (monito del monte) is the source of this 424-nucleotide messenger RNA. RefSeq names its product metallothionein-1E-like. Bases 30 to 308 code for a protein of 92 amino acids. The transcript has 3 exons. NCBI's taxonomy places the organism in Eukaryota, Metazoa, Chordata, Mammalia, Microbiotheria, Microbiotheriidae. Gene Ontology annotation, molecular function: metal ion binding. The record is from RefSeq and is a predicted model, not a curated record.
CACUCGAUCUCCUGGUACUUUCACUAUAAAUGAGAAGACGAGUUCUUCCCUUCACAACAUCCUUCUCCCAUUCAAUCUUCUCCUGUGACAACUUCGUGCCUGACAUCUACCUGCCAGCCAUGGACCCCAACUGUAACUGUGAGAAUGGUGGCUCUUGCACCUGUGCAGAUUCCUGCAAAUGUAAAUCCUGUCGAUGCACCUCCUGCAAGAAAAGCUGCUGCUCCUGCUGCCCAGUGGGAUGUGCCAAGUGUGCCCAGGGCUGUGUGUGCAAAGCCCCCCAGACCGAGAGUUGUAGCUGCUGUCACUGAUGCUCCUGCCUCCCUGUGCCUGUAGAUAAAGGAAUUUGUAUAGACCUGACUUUUUAUACACUCUUCUACCCCUCCUCCUCCCCAUGAAAUGAAAGGAAAAUAAACUCAUUAAAUAA